AUGCGCGCCCAAUCCUUCGCCGCCUUUCUCUCCCUCUCCCUCUUCUCCCUUACCACCUCCGUCGUCGCUGAGCAGAGCGGCCUCAAAAUCGAGAAGACUCAUGCCGUCGAAUGCAACCGCCGCAGUGCGGUCGGUGAUGUCCUCUCAAUGCACUAUCGCGGCACCUUAGCCUCCGACGGCUCCCAAUUCGACGCCAGCUACGACCGCGGCCAGCCAUUGGUGUUCACCGUUGGCAAGGGCCAAGUUAUCGCAGGAUGGGACCAAGGCCUGCUUGACAUGUGCGUUGGCGACAAGCGCAAACUCACCAUCAGCCCCGAGCUGGCCUACGGCGAGCGCGGCAUCGGACCCAUCCCUGGCGGGGCCACUUUGAUCUUUGAAACAGAGCUGGUAGACAUCAAAGGACCUGGCCUCGAAAACAGUGGUGGUGGUAAGGGUGGUAAUGGUGGUACCCUGUACCUGUGGUUCCUGAUAUUUCUUGUGUUCGGGGGAGGAUAUGCCUACUGGAGACGGAAUGGGUUUUGCGGGUUGUCCGGCCGCGGGGCGUAG
This is a messenger RNA of Histoplasma capsulatum G186AR, 546 nucleotides long. RefSeq names its product FK506-binding protein. The transcript is spliced from 3 exons. Lineage: Eukaryota; Fungi; Ascomycota; Eurotiomycetes; Onygenales; Ajellomycetaceae. The coding region runs from base 1 to 546 and encodes 181 amino acids. Gene Ontology annotation, molecular function: peptidyl-prolyl cis-trans isomerase activity. Gene Ontology annotation, biological process: protein peptidyl-prolyl isomerization. The record is from RefSeq and is a predicted model, not a curated record.